This is a messenger RNA of Apodemus sylvaticus (European woodmouse), 1278 nucleotides long. It is a transcript of the gene Erg28, whose product is annotated as ergosterol biosynthesis 28 homolog. The record is from RefSeq and is a predicted model, not a curated record. The transcript is spliced from 5 exons. NCBI's taxonomy places the organism in Eukaryota, Metazoa, Chordata, Mammalia, Rodentia, Muridae. The coding region runs from base 159 to 581 and encodes 140 amino acids. Gene Ontology annotation, cellular component: membrane; endoplasmic reticulum. Gene Ontology annotation, molecular function: protein-macromolecule adaptor activity.
ACCCAAUCCUGGAGCUGGACUGAGGGAGGGGGCGGGAAUAAGUGGCCCAGGUGGACUUGGGACCGGCGCUGUUCUGGGGGAGCUGGUUUGCGGAUGCUGCUUAUACUGCUGCAUAGUGCUGGGUCGUCAGGCAAAGCGCCCUCUCUUCGAGGGGAGUCAUGAGCCGCUUCCUGAAUGUGUUGCGGAGCUGGCUGGUUAUGGUGUCCAUCAUAGCCAUGGGGAACACACUACAGAGCUUCCGAGACCACACUUUCCUCUACGAAAAGCUCUACACUGGCAAGCCAAACCUUGUGAAUGGCCUCCAAGCCCGGACCUUUGGGAUCUGGACGUUGCUCUCCUCGGUGAUUCGCUGCCUCUGCGCCAUUGACAUCCACAACAAAACACUCUAUCACAUCACACUGUGGACCUUCCUCCUCGCCCUGGGACACUUCCUCUCAGAGCUGUUUGUGUUUGGAACAGCGGCUCCCACAGUUGGUGUGCUGGCACCCCUGAUGGUGGCAAGUUUCUCCAUCCUGGGUAUGCUAGUUGGGCUCCGGUACCUAGAGGCAGAACCAGUAUCCAGACAGAAGAAAAGAAAUUGAGGCCAACCCUGCCGGCUCUGAAACAUCGUCUUCCACCUUCACUGUCUUCUUCAUUCACCCUCUGUCCUUAAACCGUUUCUUUUGGCUGCAUCCUUAGCGCCUUCAUCUAGUCUCAGCAUCGUAAGCUUCUGAGAGGAUUUUUUUUGGUUUUUUGAUUUUGGGUUUUUUUUUGUUUUGUUUCUUUUAUGUUUUUAAAAUUUUUAAGGUAUUCAUAAGAAAAAAUACUUAACAUGUAUGUAUAAUUUAGAAUCAUUUAAGAAAAUACUGUUAGUCCUUCAACGUCAAGGAAUUCUGAGAAGCCCCCUAAUGUGUCCUCCCCUCGCUGUAACCCCUCCAGGCUCUCUUUUCCAAUCUUUUGCUUUUCUCCGUUUCUCUGCAUUCCUUGAUCUGAUUUGUGUGGUGGGAGCAGAACUGUGACUCGGCAGCUGCUGCCUGCCCAGAGCAGCUGCGGACAAGGGCUGUUUCCAGGGGCAGAGCACAUAUACAGGGCCCCUCUCCACUGCUGGACCAAGCCAAGACUCGGAACCAGCCAAGGCACAGGCAGUUCUUCUGAGAAGGGCUGCCCUUGUAGCAGGGCCAGGCUCCUCUUAUCUACAAGUGGAUGAAGGUUGGAAGAGUCUGGGCUGUUUUUAGACCUUUUGGUCAGUUGUAUUUGUGUAAUGCAUUUUAUAAUAAAUAGAGAAACCUUCUAUUCUGA